Molecule: messenger RNA, 1054 nt
Organism: Oenanthe melanoleuca
Lineage: Eukaryota; Metazoa; Chordata; Aves; Passeriformes; Muscicapidae
Product: homeobox protein HMX1
Exons: 2
Coding region: 152-979 (275 amino acids)
Biological process (GO): negative regulation of DNA-templated transcription; regulation of transcription by RNA polymerase II
Cellular component (GO): nucleus
Molecular function (GO): RNA polymerase II transcription regulatory region sequence-specific DNA binding; DNA-binding transcription factor activity, RNA polymerase II-specific
Source: RefSeq, a predicted model, not a curated record
AUCUGAAAUGAUUACUCCGGAAAAAAACUCUUUUAUACCAGGAGAGCAUCCACGGGGCUAGGCAGAGGCGAGAGGCGGCCGCGGGGCAGCGGGGAGCCGAGCAGCCAGCCGCCGGCGGAGCCGGGACCCCCUCCCGCAGUUCUCUGCGACGAUGCCGGACGAAGCCACGGAAAACGCCGGCUCCACCUCCGCCCGCGUCUCGUCCUUCUUCAUCGAGGACCUGCUGGGCACCGAGGGCACGGCGGGCGGCGGGGCGCGGCGGGCGGCGGGCGGCGGGCGCGGCGUUCCGCGCUGCGGGCCGCGCUCCCCGCUGCGCCUCGGCGCGCCGGGCUGCCCGCUCCGCGACGCCGCCGUGGGCUGGUACCGCCGGGCGCACGCCGCCUUCCUGGGCUGCGCCAGCCCCGACACCAGCGACCGGGACUCGCCCGAGCUGCCCGAGGAGCCGGCGGAGCGGGCGGGCGGCGGGCGGGCGGCGGCGAGGGGCCCGGCGGGCGGGCGGCCGGGCCCGGGCGGCCGCGACGAGGAGGAGGAGCGCGGCGAGGAGCCGGGCGAGCCCGAGCAGCGCGCCGCCGGCCGCAAGAAGAAGACGCGCACCGUGUUCAGCCGCAGCCAGGUGUUCCAGCUGGAGUCCACCUUCGACGUGAAGCGCUACCUGAGCAGCUCCGAGCGGGCCGGGCUGGCCGCCUCGCUGCACCUCACCGAGACCCAGGUGAAGAUCUGGUUCCAGAACCGCCGCAACAAGUGGAAGCGGCAGCUGGCCGCAGACCUGGAAGCGGCCAACCUCUCCCAUGCCGCCCAAAGGAUAGUGCGGGUCCCUAUUUUGUACCACGAGAACUCGCCGGCGAGCGCCUUGGGCUUCACCCUGCCGCACAUGUCACCGCCCUUGGUGGGCUUCUCCAGCGGCGUCAGCUACCCCCUGGGCACCUUCCCCGCCGCCUCCCUGCCUUUCCUACGGUCGCAGAUGACAGGACUCGUCUGAGCGCCCACCUCGGCCGGGACCGCGGCCCCUUCGCCCCCUCCCUCGGCUUGCAGCUCCACCCCCCUUCCUCCACGG